CAGGAUACAAACAGAAGGUUAGCGAGGAUUGACAGCAAGUAAUCAUUAAAGGAGGAAAGGGAUUGUCUGUUCUGUCAUCGCGGAUCAAUAUUGUUUGUGUUAUGAGAAGAGGACACUGGCUGUGUCAGCGCUGUGAUUGAACACUAUGGCUGCAGCUCCUCCACUCACCCGCUCAGACUCAGCUCGGGGGGAGUUUUCCCCUCUGAAGCACUUUGUUGUGGCCAAGAAGAAGAUCAGCGAUGUGUUUGAACAACUUCUCAACUAUGUGAAAGAGACUUCAGAGUUUGUAGAAGAAACCUGUGCAAAUAAAGCUUUGGAGAACAUUGCAAGUCAGGAUCAGAAGUUGGAGAUUCAGUCGUAUGCUGACAAACUUGCUAUCAUUAAGGAGGUGCUGGCACGCAGACAUAUGAAAGUGGCAUUUUUUGGCAGGACCAGUAAUGGUAAAAGCACAGUAGUCAACGCUAUGCUGAGGGACCGCGUGCUGCCCAGCGGGAUCGGCCACACCACUAACUGCUUCCUCAGUGUGGAGGGCACAGAUGAGGACAAGGCCUACCUCAAGACAGAGGGCUCUGACGAGGAGAAGAGCAUCAAGACAGUAAACCAGCUGGCUCACGCUCUCCACAUGGACGAGAGUCUGGAUGCCGGCUGUCUCGUCCGUGUGUUUUGGCCGAAGACCAAGUGUGCUCUGCUUCGAGACGACCUGGUGCUCGUGGACAGCCCGGGAACAGAUGUCACAACCCAACUGGACAGCUGGAUUGACAAGUUUUGUCUGGAUGCUGAUGUCUUUGUGCUGGUGGCCAACUCUGAAUCAACACUUAUGAACACGGAAAAGCACUUUUUCCACAAAGUGAAUGAACGUCUGUCAAAGCCCAACAUCUUCAUCCUCAACAACCGCUGGGACGCUUCGGCAAACGAGCCAGAGUACAUGGAGGACGUGAGGAAGCAGCACACUGACCGCUGCGUCAACUUCCUGGUGGAGGAGCUGAAGGUUGUGGAUCGUGAUCAGGCACCCAACCGCAUUUUCUUCGUCUCCGCCAAAGAGGUGCUCAACUCCCGCAUGCAGCGUGCACAGGGCAUGCCUGAAGGAGGUGGAGCCCUGGCUGAGGGCUUCCAGGAGAGACUGAAGGAGUUCCAGUGCUUUGAGAGGAGGUUUGAGGAGUGUAUCUCGCAGUCAGCAGUGAAAACAAAGUUUGAGCAGCACACUAUCAGGGCCAAGCAGAUCACAGAAAAAGUCAAGAGCAUCAUGGACGCCAUCAACAUCGAGGCGGCGGAGAAGAGGGUGGCAGCUCUGGAGGACAGAGAGUAUCAGAUGGACCGGCUUGAGUUUGUCAAGAAUCAACUCAACCUGCUGAUUACUGAAAUCAAAAAGAAGAUCAAAGCUAUCAGUGAGGAUGUGGAGUCGAAGGUGUCCACUGCCAUGGGAGAGGAGAUCUGCCGGCUCCACGUAAUCGUUGAUGAGUUCCACACUGACUUCCACCCGUCGCCGCACGUCCUGAAGAUCUACAAGUCUGAGCUGCUGACUCACGUGGAGGAGGGAAUGGGCAAAAAUUUGGCCUUCCGCUGCUCGGACGCCAUCAACGCUUCUGUUCAGUGCUCCCAGAAAUACAUGAUGGAGAGCAUGCUCCCUCUGCUUCCCUCUGGGGCUCAGAGCCAAGUCUCCAUGCUGCUGCCCGGCAGGAAGUUCGACCUGAGUUACGACCUAAACUGCGCCACACUUUGCAAUGACUUCCAGGAGAACAUAGAGUUUCAGUUCUCGUUGGGCUGGUCAUCAUUAGUCCACCGCUUCCUGGGUUCUGCCAACGCACAGAGAGCGCUCAAACUGGUGGACCAGAACUUCCAGGCGUCUCGCCCAGCGCUGGCCCAUACGCCCUCCUCAGGACCGCCCUCCAUGAUAGCCCCGCCCAACAACAACGAGACAGCUCUCAUGACUCAGGAGGACCUGAUGGUUGCAAUGGCAACCAACGUGGCAUCCCUCACCUCCCGCACUUCAAUGAGCGUUCUCAUCGUUGGAGGAGUGGUGUGGAGAACAGUCGGCUGGAGGCUGAUCGCCCUGUCAGCCUCGCUGUACGGCGUGUUGUACCUGUAUGAGAGACUCACCUGGACCACGAGGGCCAAGGAGCGCGCUCUGAAGCGCCAGUUUGUGGACUACGCAAGCGAGAAGCUGCAGCUCAUCGUCAGUUUUACCAGUGCAAACUGUAGCCACCAGGUCCAACAGGAGAUGGCAGCGACCUUUGCUCGGCUCUGUCAGCAGGUGGACCAGACGCAGAAAGAGCUGGAGGCUGAAAUCCGCCAACUGACAGCCAAGAUAGAUCAGCUGGAGACCGUCCAGAGCCACUCCAAGAGCCUGCGACAUAAAGCGACAGAUCUGGAGAGACAGUUGGAGGCGUUCACCAACCAGUACCUGCAGCCUCAGCAGUGAGCAGCUCCUCUUCUACGCUCCACAGUUUGGUUCUUGUUGAGCCGAUCAUUCCUCAGCCGGGCGCCGCCUCAUGGCGCCCGGGCCUCAUCCCCCAAACUACACCACAGCUUCGGUGUGGACAGUAGGGCUGGACAGAUAAAUCGAUUAUCGAUUGAUCUAUCAACUGAACAGAAAUCUAUAGAUAUUUUUGAUCAAUGAAAGUUAGUGGUUUAUCAGACAAGAAUACCAAACUUCUGCAGCUCAUCAAGUGUGAAGAUUUGGUCCUUUUUGUGUUGUUUGGGGAAAAAAAUCAUAUUUUUUUUGUUGUUGUUGUUUCGUCCCACCAAAUAGUCAAUUUGAUGACUUUUUUCUGAAUCAAGAAAAAAAGAUUGAGGGUGAAAAUAAUCUGUAUUUUAAGAGUAAAGGCCCAGACACAUCAGUAUUUCCUCCUCAGUGUUUUGGGUGCUUGAGAAACUGCAGUGAACAAACUGUAAAACAAAACUGCCUGUAAAACAAAGAAACACGGACUCAAAAGUGGACAAGGUGACCACAGAUUCUCGGUCGGCAUGGAGGCUACCGGUCGGGUGCUAUCUUUUGACACUAACGUGCUUCGAACUGUGAAUAUGCCUUUUUUUGACUAACUUUUGUGGAGCAAAUGAAGUUUGAGUGUCCGUAAGACUGUACAUGUAUCUGUUCGGGCACAUGAUCUGCUGUAUCUUAGCAUUAAAAAUAAAUAUAUUUCAUAAUAAAA
Centropristis striata (black sea bass) is the source of this 3149-nucleotide messenger RNA. It is a transcript of the gene mfn1b, whose product is annotated as mitofusin 1b. The record is from RefSeq and is a predicted model, not a curated record. Gene Ontology annotation, cellular component: mitochondrial outer membrane. The coding region runs from base 146 to 2419 and encodes 757 amino acids. Gene Ontology annotation, molecular function: GTP binding; GTPase activity. NCBI's taxonomy places the organism in Eukaryota, Metazoa, Chordata, Actinopteri, Perciformes, Serranidae. Gene Ontology annotation, biological process: mitochondrion localization; mitochondrial fusion. The transcript is spliced from 18 exons.